AGAAACUGGUGGAGGAGCAGGAACUAGCAGGAACCCAGAUCUGAACCCUCAUGAACAAACAUCUGAUUCUUCAGAGACUGAAGUUAGCGGAGAGGAUGAAGAUGAUGAUGAAGAAGAUGAUGAUGAUGGUGUGAAUCUGGACUCUGAGCUGUCAGACUCUGGGUCUGAAACUGGAGAUGAAGAUGAUGACUGGAAUGAGAGCAGGUCUUCUGAGUCAGAUGAGGGUGAUGUGAGUCAAAGAGGAGGUACUGGUCCGUGUGUGUGGGGUUCCGGUACACUUCAAUGUUGAGGUUGCCAUUUUCUUCAAAGUGCACAGCGCAGUCCAGGAAAGGCAAGCAGUUUUCCUUUAUGUUUUCCCUGGUGAACUUGAUGUUUUUGUCCAUGGCGUUGAUGUGCGUAGUGAAGGAUUCCACUUCUUGUGUUUUGAUUUUGACCCACGUGUCAUCCACAUAUCUGUACCAGUGGCUGGGUGCUCUCCCUUUAAAAUAGCCAAGAGCAUUUCUUUCCACCUCCACGGGACAGGACUCAGCAGUCCAUUUGCAUUUAAAGGACAAAGGUCACUCUUUCGAGGAUGCCAACGUUCACAUUUUGGACAGAGAGGACAGAUGGUUUGAAAGAGGAGUAAAGGAAGCCAUUUAUGUCCACUGUGAGCAACCAUCUUUGAACAGAGGCGGUGGUUUACGACACCAACUGUCUGCCAUCUAUAAUCCAGUUUUGAGAUCCCUUCCCAGAUGCCUCAAUGCCCACGCAUAUCCUGGGCCAUCUGAUCUCAGGAAUUCACAUGAUAGGGUGGGGCCAGGCUUCACAAUGAGCUCACCCGAAACUCUGGCUGAAUAGGACCCACACCCACCCUCAAACCUUGGCUCAUAGAAGAUCAUCAGGGGGUCUUUUGUUCCCUCUUCGGGGGGAAACUCCCACUGGGUUUAAAUCUGGGACUCCCCACCAUUUGACCUUAGAACUGCAGAAGCCUCUCGGAUGAGAGGUGAAACGUCUUCAACCAACUCAAAGAAGUCCAGACGCUUUUCUUUCAAAGCUCCUUAGACUAUUUGAUAUAAUGGUUUAAAAACGCAAAAGAGUAAUUUAUUAGAGUACUCGAUUAAUCGAUAAAAGAUUCGAUAGAGUACUCAAUUACAAAAAUAUUCGAUAGCUGCAGCCCUAAACAAAUUUAAGAAGCUUUUCAAUAAGCUUUUAGAGCAAAGCAUAGUACUGAAACAACGCUUGUGAGAGUGUUCAAUGAUAUUUACCAAUAUACUGAUGUGGGUGACAGUCUUUUUAUUACUCUUAGAUCUGACCGCUGCUUUUGAUACUCUUGAUCAUGUUAUACUUCUCAAUCGACUGGAGAAUUUUUUUGGUCUCUGGUUCAGCGCUCUUCUGGAUGAGUUCCUACCUGGCUGACAGUUUCAAGGAAGAGAGAAGAGACGGAUGAGAAACCUCUGCUCUUACAUUUCCACAACCAUCAAAUGAAAGACGGAGGUGUCCCAACCAGCAGCUUGGCUGGGCAGAUGACAGUAAAAGUUGGUGGAGGAGCAGAAACUAGCAAGAACCUAGAUCUGGACCCUAAUGAAAAGACAUCAGAUUCUUCAGAGAUUGAAGUUAGUGGAGAAGAUGAUGACGAUGUGAAUCUAGACUCUGAGCAUUCAGACUCUGGGCCUGAACCUGGAAACGGAGACCAGGGCUGUAAUGAGAACAAGUCUUCAGAGUCAGAUAUUAAGACCGUCAACAAAUCAUUUAGCUGCCCUGUGUGUGGUAUACGGUUCCUCCACAAGUGGUCUCUUCAGGAACAUGUGAGAGUGACAAGUCAUUCAGCAGUAAAGUCUUCAGAGUGUUGGGUUUAUACAAAAUGUGUGAAAGAGAAGCAACAUGGAGGCUCAUGCGGAAAGGUCCAGAAAGAAUCAAAAUCAUUUAGUUGUGAUGACUGUGGGAAAAGAUUUAGCCUAAAGUCCAGUUUAACCCAUCAUAUGAAAGGCCACACCGGGGUGAAGCCUUUUGCCUGUGAGCUCUGUGGAUACAGAUGUACCCAUAAGGGAAAUUUAAACACACACAUGAGAGUCCACACAGGACAGAAGCCUUUUGCAUGUGAGUUCUGUGAGAAAAGAUUUAGCCUUAAAAAUAGUUUAAACACACACACAAGAGUCCACACAGGAGAGAAGCCUUUUGCCUGUGAGCUCUGUGGAUACAGAUGUACCCAAAAGGCACAUUUAAACGAUCACAUGAAAGUCCACACAGGAGAGAAGCCUUUUGCAUGUGAGCUCUGUGGACAAAGAUUUAGACAGAAAAACAAUUUAAACACACACAUGAGAGUCCAUACAGGAGAGAAGCCUUUUGCCUGUGAGCUCUGUGGAUACAGACUUACGAAAAAGUCACAUUUAAACGAUCACAUGAAAAUCCACACAGGAGAGAAGCCUUUUGCAUGUGAGCUCUGUGGAUACAGAUGUACCAAAAAGUCAUAUUUAAAUGAUCACAGGAAAGUCCAUACAAGAGAGAAGCCUUUUGCAUGUGAGCUCUGUGGACAAAGAUUUAGCCUUAGAAAUAAUUUAAACACACACAUGAAAUUCCACACAGGAGAUAAGCCUUUUGCCUGUGAGCUCUGUGGAUACAGAUGUACCCAAAAGGCACAUUUAAAUUAUCACAUUAAAGUCCACACAGGAGAGAAGCCUUUUGCAUGUGAGCUCUGUGGAUACAGUUGUACCCAAAAGUCACAUUUAAACACACACAUGAGAGUCCACACAGGAGAGAAGCCUUUUGCAUGUGAGCUCUGUGGAUACAGUUGUACCCAAAAGUCACAUUUAAACACACACAUGAAAAUCCACACAGGAGAGAAGCCUUUUGCCUGUGAGCUGUGUGGAAAAAGAUUUAGCCGAAAGACACAUUUAAAGAGACAUACAAGCAUCCACAAAAGGCUUGAGGGAUUUAUUUAACAACAGUACUUCCAAAUGUACUAUUCAGUUUUUUUUUACAACCUUUAUGUUAGUCUUGUACCUCUGCUCAACUACCGUUGAUCAAGUCCUUACUCAGCCCUUGAGCAACCUCUUCUUUUGAUUUUCUUUUUCAAAUCUCCUUUGAUUUUUAAACUCAGACCUUAACCAAACAUUGAGAUGUUCAUUCAUGAAUUCUGAAUACAAAAAAAUAUUACUUAAAGAUUAAGAAGAAACUGUUAUACCCUCCUGUAUUUAAGAAACAGACUAGAUAACAGGCACAUGAUGGUUGUAGUACACAACCCACUGCAAUUUAAAGCUGUUAGAUACCGGUGGCGUCUGCUUUAAACAAUUUAUCUGUAUAUAAAAUAAUAGCAUACAAAUGUUGAGGGUCUGCCC
Nothobranchius furzeri (turquoise killifish) is the source of this 3314-nucleotide messenger RNA. The record is from RefSeq and is a predicted model, not a curated record. NCBI's taxonomy places the organism in Eukaryota, Metazoa, Chordata, Actinopteri, Cyprinodontiformes, Nothobranchiidae.